AUGUCUAUCCUCACAAAUGGCCACAAGUCCGAGUCGGAGCGGAGAGCUCACACGCAAGAAAAGCAUCUUCCAGGCGGCUGGGUGGUGCUCAAGUUCGGUGGCACCAGUGUGGGCAAAUUCGCGGAGAACAUAGCGGACAUUGUCAAGGCUGGCAACCAGGACAGUCGUGCUGCUAUCGUGUGCUCUGCCCGCAGCAACAACACCAAGCUCGAGGGCACCACCAAUCGACUCCUCCGCUGUGCUCGCGCUGCUGAGAAACCUGGCCACCGCGGCUACGACGACAUUGUCGAGGCGAUCCGUACCGACCAUAUCCAGGCUGGGAGGGAUACGUUGAAGAGUCCAGACGUGCUUGCUGGCUUUGUCGAAGAUGUUAACAUGGAGUGCGAGAGCCUCACCAAGAUCUUGGAGUCGGCGCAGCACCUGGAAGAAGUGACGACCCGUGUUGAGGACAAGAUUAUUAGCAAGGGAGAAAAGUUGAGCUGUCGCUACAUGGCCGCCCUGCUCAACGACCGCGGCACCCCAGCGCAAUUCGUCGAUCUUUGCGACGUCAUCAAGUUCAAUGCGCCGACCAAGGGCCUGAACGAGAAGUUUUACAAAGAUCUGGCUGAGACGCUGGCUAAUGAGGUGCAAGCAUGUGGCGACAAGGUUCCUGUCAUUACUGGCUUCUUUGGCAACGUGCCCGGGGGCAUCUUGGAGUCCAUUGGGCGUGGAUACACGGAUCUUUGCGCUGCUCUGGUCGCGGUAGGAGUCAGGGCGAAGGAGCUUCAAGUCUGGAAAGAGGUGGAUGGCAUCUUUACCGCUGAUCCUCGCAAGGUGCCCACGGCCGCCUUACUGCCCAGCGUGACACCCUCCGAAGCGGCUGAGUUGACCUUCUACGGUUCUGAAGUCAUCCACCCCUUCACCAUGGAGCAAGUGAUUCGCGCCCGCAUCCCUAUUCGCAUCAAGAACGUCAUGAACCCACGAAACGCUGGAACUGUCAUCUUCCCCGAUAAUAUCAAAGAUAUCAACGGUCAUGCGCCCCUCAAAGAUGCGGGUCUUUUCCGCACCCGCUCCUCCAGCCUGCUCGCCAACGCUCAGCGUCCCAAGCGUCCCACGGCUGUGACCAUCAAGCACAACAUUGUUGUACUCAAUGUGCACAGCAACAAGCGCACUCGUGCUCACGGCUUCCUCAUGAAUAUUUUUAGCAUCUUGGAUCGCUGGCACCUCUCUGUGGACCUGAUUUCUUCCUCUGAGGUCCAUGUCUCCAUGGCUCUGCAUUCAGAGUCUGCGCUCUUGAGCGGUGGUGGCGAAGACGAGUACAAGAUUCAAGACCAGGAUCUCCAAGGCGCAGUCAAUGAUCUUGGACAGCUGGGUGCUAUUGACAUUGUGCCCGACAUGGCGAUUGUGAGCCUAGUAGGCAAGCAAUUGAAGAACAUGAUUGGCAUUUCUGGCAAGUUUUUUAGCGUGCUGGGCACCAACAACAUCAAUAUCGAGAUGAUCUCCCAAGGCGCAAGCGAGAUCAACAUCUCCUGCGUGAUUGAGGAGCGCGAAGCUGAUCGCGCUCUCAACGUUGUACAUACGAAUCUUUUCACAUUUCUGGAUUAG
This is a messenger RNA of Plenodomus lingam JN3, 1584 nucleotides long. RefSeq lists its product as uncharacterized. Gene Ontology annotation, biological process: L-homoserine biosynthetic process. Gene Ontology annotation, molecular function: aspartate kinase activity. Gene Ontology annotation, cellular component: cytosol. The record is from RefSeq and is a predicted model, not a curated record. NCBI's taxonomy places the organism in Eukaryota, Fungi, Ascomycota, Dothideomycetes, Pleosporales, Leptosphaeriaceae.